AACGCUUUGCUGAGAGGAAGCGUUGGAAAAGUUGUUGAGAACCAUAUGGUAUACAUCAAGUAAAGGAGAAAGAAAGACUCUGAUAUUAAUCACGAUCUAGAUUAGUCUUCCUGGUGUGUUUGCUUCGAUUCUUUUGGUUUCAUGUUACACGGUCAUAUGGCACAGGUUCUUGUCUUUGCAAGCUGCGAGAUAUAAAUCCUUUAGUUUAAGAAAGAUAUUUCAUAAUACUCUUUUCUGGAAGGGGAAAAAGUUUAAUCUCGAUAGUGUGCAAAAGUUAUUGUGCUUUGGAGUGCGGCAAUGCUGUCAGUCGAGACAGCAUCGAGGCCCAACGGUAAACAUGUUUCGUUUGCCAUGGACGGUGUUGGAUUGUCCGUCACUGAAACCCAAAUAUUUUCAGAGCCUAGUGCUGUGUCAAAUAUGGGGGAUCAAGUCGAUGGUGAAGACAAACUUCUCGAUCAAACAUCGGCAAGGCUAUUUGAAAAGUCUCGCAUCAAAGUGCUACAAGGUGAACGUGAACGAGUACAAAAGAAAACAUUCACAAAAUGGGUCAACUCACAUUUGGUUCGUGUUGAAACAAGGGUGAAUGAGCUUUAUCAGGAUUUACGAGAUGGACGCAAGCUUAUUACACUUCUGGAAAUAAUUUCUGGUGAAAAAAUUGGCAAACCUGCAAAAGGCAGGAUGAGAAUUCACAUGAUGGAAAAUGUGGAAAAAGCUUUAAAGUUUCUCAAAUCACAAAAGGUUCACUUGGAAAAUAUUGGAGCACAAGAUAUCGUUGAUGGUAAUUCUCGGCUUACCCUUGGUCUUAUUUGGACUAUCAUUCUCAGAUUCCAGAUUCAAGAUAUAUUCAUUGAAAGUGAUAGCAAAGAGAAGAAAUCAGCCAAGGAUGCUCUUCUUUUGUGGUGUCAGUCAAGAACAUCAGGAUAUAAAAAUGUGACCAUCACAAACUUCACAACCAGCUGGUCUGAUGGCUUAGCUUUCUGUGCUAUUAUUCAUAAACACAGGCCAGAUCUCAUUCCAUAUGAAAACCUCACCAAGAGUACAGCUCCGGAAAAUCUGCAAACUGCAUUCGAUGUUGCAGAAAGGGAACUAAAUAUCUUUAGAUUACUUGAUGCAUCUGACGUGAACGUUGACUAUCCUGACGAGAAAUCCAUCAUGACAUAUGUGUCUUCAUAUUAUCAUCAUUUUUCUAAAAUGAAAACGGUGGAAGUUAGUGGCUCUCGUAUUGGCAAGGUGAUUGAGAAAAUCCGCGAGAACAACAAACUUAUCACGGAUUACGAUGUAAGCGCUGAGGAUUUGAUGAAAUGGAUCAGGGAAACGACGGUAAAAUUGCAAGAAAGAGACUUUGCAAACACUCUUGUUGGAGUUCAACAGCAAAUGAUUGAAUUCAAUCAAUACCGUACACAAGAAAAACCACCAAGAUACACACAAAAAGGUAAUCUUGAAGUGCAAAUGUUUAUUCUGACGAGCAACUUGCGCGAAAAUCAUCAAAAAAUGUACAGCCCUCCGGAAGGAAAAAUGAUUUCAGACAUCAACAAGGGUUGGGAUGAAUUAGAAAAAGCAGAGCAUGCACGGGAAGUCGCUUUAAGAGACGAGUUGAUCAGGCAAGAAAAACUAGAAAUGCUUGCUGCUAAGUUUGACAGAAAGGCCACCAUGAGGACACAAUGGUUGAAAGAAAACAAGCGACUUGUUUCUCAAGAUAACUUUGGUGAUGAUUUAGCUGCUGUUGAGGCAGCUAUGAAAAAGCACGAGGCUAUUGAAUCUGAUAUUUAUGCUUACGAAGCUCGAAUCAACGCUUGCGUUGCCCUUUCAGAGGAGCUUAAUAAAGAGGAUUAUCAUGAUGUUCCGCGAAUACUUGUCAAGAAGGAUGAAAUAUUAAAAUCUUGGGAAGAGCUUUUGUUGCUGGUGAAAGGGCGUCGUGCCCGCUUGGAAAAAGUGAUGAAGCUUCAAAUUUUCCAGGAAAUGAUCAAUGGUGUUGACUGGAUGGAUGAUGUUAAAGCUAGUUUACAGUCUGAAGAUUAUGGUCGCCAUUUACUGGAUGUCGAAGAUCUUUUGCAAAAACACAGUCUAGUUGAAGCAGACAUUGCUGCACAAGAAGAUCGCAUCAAGAUGGCAGACGUCCAAGCAAAUCAAUUUCUUGAAAUGGAGCCAGAAGUUGAAGGAGUUACGAUCGAUAAGGAAGGGAUAAGACAACAUCAACAGGAAAUGGAUUCUUCCUACAAAGAACUUCUUGAUUUGGCUCAAGUACGUCGUGGUAGACUUGAGGAAUCUUUAGCUUUGCAGAUGUUUUAUCGUGACGUCGACGAAGAAGAAAUAUGGAUAACAGAAAAGGACACUUUUCUCUCGUCAACUGACUAUGGUCGAGAUUUGAACACUACCGUUCUACUGCUCAAGAAACAUGAGACAAUGGAAGAUGACAUUACAGGACACGAGCCCGUUGUUGAGCAAGUAAAAGCUACCGGUCAGCAGAUGGUGGAGAACGGUCAUUACGCCUCGGACACAAUUACGUCACGACUUAAUAGUCUUGACAACAAAUGGGCCUCGGCACGUGAAACAUCCGCGUAUCGUAAGAAAAAACUUCAAGACAGUUUAAAUGUUCAACAGUUUAUUGCUGAUUACAAUGAUGUAAUAUCUUGGAUGAAUCUUGCUGAACGCGUUGCAGCCAAUGAUGACUUUGGCUACGAUGAAGACAGUGUUCAUGCCUUGCUGAAAAAACACGAGUUACUGGAGGAGGAGAUUGAAUCAUACGCCGCUCCGAUCCAGUCCCUUCACGAUCAAGUUGAUCAAACACUUGGAGACGAAGAUAAAACAUCUCCAGAAGUAGUUGACAGAUGUGAAACUGUCGAUCAACGGUACGCUAAGCUGAAAGAUCUUGCCGCUGAUCGCAGAAAGAAACUUCUUGACGCGCUGGCUCAGUUCCAACUCAAUCGAGAAGCCUACGUUAUUGAUUCAUGGAUUACAGAAAGGGAGAAUCGUUUGGAUACCGCUCUUCGUGUUGAUCGAACCAUGGAUCUUGAAGAAUGUCGUGUAAUUCAACAGAGAAUUGACAACUUCACAACGGAAUGUAGUGGUAACGAAGAACGUCUUGGUAAAGUGAAUGAAUUGGGAACACAAUUGGUCAACGAUGGACAUCCUAACGCUGGUGAUAUUCAAAAAACAACAGACAAUGUAAAUUCAAGAUGGGUUGAUUUGCAAGACGGUUUGGAUGCAAGGAAGAAGGAACUUGACGAGGCGAUUCGAUUACAACAAUUCUAUGUGGAAACUACGGAAACUAAGACCUGGAUCCAAGAGAAGAAGAGUGUCCUGGCAACUGUGCAAGAGAUUGAAACGAAAGAUCUCUCCAGUGUUAUAACAGUUCAACGUCGAUUAAACGUUAUCCAAAGAGAUUUAGGCGCGUUAAACGACAAGGUGGAUGAAUUAAAGAAAGAAGCAGCUGAGUUAUCAGAAAAGCAUCCAGAAGAAGCAGAUAUAAUCAACGAACGAAUUGAAGCGGUCUCUCAAACUUGGGAUGAUCUUCAAUCCAGUGUGGAAAAACGUGAUGACGAACUGAAAGAAUCUGGGGAAUUGCAACAGUUUGUCAUUGAUCUUGACGAAUUUCAUCGAUGGUUACGUGAUACACAGCAGGAGUGUGCCAAAGAAGAUGUUGCAAAUAGUUUGUCUGAGGCAGAGGACAUGAUUAAGGCUCACGAAGAUCUUAAGAAUGAUAUUGAAGCUCAUGAACCAACGUACGAUAAUCUUUUGAACGAAGGACCAAAAUGGGUUCAGGAUGAAUCGGAUCUUCAACAGCAAUCUUUGAAAGAGCAACUGGACUCUAUUGAAGCUGGUUGGAAGGAGCUUCAUGAAUUAUCUGAUAACAGACAGAAACAGCUUUUGCAGAGUCUAAAUUAUCAACUUUUCACGAGGGACGGUAAGCAAGCUGACUCACUUCUAGGAAAAGAAGAAUUAUUCUUAUCAAAAGAUGAAAAUCCGGCGACUGUUGAGGCUGUGAAAGAUGCAAUCAAGAAACACGAAGAAUUCAGUAAGAAAUUGGAUGCACAUGAUGAAAAAGUUGACGCAGUCAUUGAUUUCUCCAAGCGUUUGGCAAACGGCGAUCAUUACGCUUCAGACAAAAUCUUGGAGAAGGCUCGUGAUAUUGAUGAAAGACGUAAAAACAAUCGAGCGUCCGCAGAAAACGCUCUUGCUCGUUUGAAAGAUCUCUUAGAACUGAAAGAAUUUAACCAAGACGCUGACGAAAUGUAUGAUUGGCUGUUGGAAAAGCAUCAAGCUGCGUCUGAAGAAAUCACUGACUUGAGUAACAUCCGUGCUAAAUAUCAACGUCAUCAAGCAUUCGAAGCAGAACUUGCUGCCAGUAAAGAUAAGUUGGAUCAAAUUAAAGAGACCGGAGGUAAUUUGAUGUCUGAGAAACCAGAGACUGAGCCGGAAGUGCAACCACGUUUAGAUAAACUUGACAAAAUGUGGGAAGAAGUGCUCGAGCUAUGCAAGAACAAGGGCAAGAAGAUUUCGGCUGCUCAUAAAGGCGAAGAAAUGAAAACAGAUUUUCAGAAUAUGACGGCUUGGGUACAGGAGUGUGAGGCAUCUGUUGUAACGACGGAAAAGGCCACUGAUAUUACUACCGCGACGAAACUUUAUCAAAAGCACAAGGCUUUGGAAAAAGAAAUUAUGACAAAACGACAACGACUACAAGAACUCAAUAACGAACCAGACACGGUCGAUGGAAUGGUUGAACCUGAGAUUGUGGCUUCAAAGAAAGAGGAACUUGAAGCUAGCUUUGAUGCUUUGGAAGGACCAUUGAGCUCUCGAAGUAAAGAACUUGAAGAUCAAGUAAAUUUCUUCCAGUUUAACAGAGAUGUGGACGAUGAGCUGGAAUGGAUACGAGAAAAAGAACCUCAAGUAAAAUCGACAAAUUAUGGCUCUGAUUUAUUUGAAGUUCAGCGACUUCAGAAGAAACACCAGAACUUGCGUGCCGAAAUUGACAUUCAUCAAGCGCACAAAGAUGCGUUGGCGAAACAAGGUGAAGAGAUGAUAGAAAAUGAACAUCCAGAGUCCGAGGUUGUUCGCGAAAGGAUUAACGAACUUGAAACAAGUUGGGAUAAUCUCAAAGACUUAUCCCAUGAUUAUCAGACUCAACUUGACGUAUCAGCUCAGGCAAAGCAGUAUUACUACGAUGUUUCGGAAGCAGAAGCAUGGAUGAGUGAGCAAGAGUUGUACAUGAUGGGUGAUGAACGCGGGAAAGACGAACAAAGUGCAGGACAAUUGAUCAAAAAACACGACACUAUUGAAGCAGCCAUUGCGGAUUACGCAGAAAGUGUAAAUGAACUAGGUGAACGAGCCCGCGGUUUUAAUGAUAGCGGUCAUCCUGAGAGUGAAACCAUUAAUGUGCGUCAAUCACAACUUGAGAAACUUUAUGAUGGAUUGAAAGAUUUAGCCGAAGAAAGACGAGGAAAGUUGGACGAAACACAUAAACUUUAUCAGCUUCUCAGAGAAGUUGAUGAUCUUGAACAAUGGAUAGCCGAUCGUGAGGUUAUUGCUAGAUCCCAGGACUGUGGCCAAGAUCUUGAGCAGUGUGAGAUGUUGAUGCAGAAGUUCGAAGACUUCAAACAGGAUACGACCAACAUAGGAAACGAAAGAUUAGCCAAGUCAAACGAAGUCAGCGACCAGUUAAUUGGAACUGGUCAUUCUGAUGCUGCAACUAUUGCUCAACAUAAAGAUAGCGUUAACGAAGCCUGGGCAAAUCUUUUGGAAUUGAUGAAAACAAGAGUAGAGUUACUCGAAGCAGCAAAACAACUUCAUAUGUAUAAUAGUCAUGCAAAGGAAGUGCUUGCAAUGAUUCAGGAGAAAGAAGGUCAACUACCAGAAGAUUUAGGAAAAGAUAUUAGCGGAGUAGAUAGAUUAAAACGUCUUCAUAAAACGUUCGAGGCGGACUUAGCACCUCUUGAAAAACAGGUCAACUCUGUUCAAGAAGAAUCUGCUAAUUUACAAGGCUCCUAUGCCGGUGACAAACAAGAAGAAAUCAGAAAUACUGAAAAGGAAGUUGUUGAUGCUUGGAAUCAUCUUAACGGCAAAGUACGACAUCGAACGGGGUUACUCGACGAUUCUGAUGAUUAUUAUAAGUUCUGCAUCGCUGUAAAUGAUCAAUUGAACUGGAUGAGUGAUAUGCAACGACAGAUCAUUACCUACGAUAAAUCUCGAGAUGUUCCAGAAACUGAAUCGUUAAUAUCAUUACACCAACAGAGGAAGAGUGAAAUCGACGCAAGAGAGGAAGGAUUUUCCUCUGUUGUUCUCAUUGGGAAAACACUGCUCGCUCGAAAUCAUUAUGCUUCUGAUGAUAUUAACGCGAAAUUGGAGAAUUUGAACAAAGUAAGAAAUAAAAUGAUUCUCGAGUGGGACAGACGUUUGGAACACCUACAACUUAUUUUGGAGGUGAUGCAGUUUGCUCGCGACGCUCAUCAGGCUGAAGGAUGGUUGUAUACGCAAGAACCAUAUCUAAAGAAGGAAGAUGAGAAAACAGCGGAAAACGAGUCUGAUGUUGAUCGACUCAUCGAAAAGCAUCAAAACUUCGAGAAACUUGUGUUCAGUCACGAAGAAAAAUUCAAAGCUUUGGAACGUUUAACUAAUUUUGAACUUCGCGAGGCGAGAAGACGUGAGAAAGAAGAACAAGAUCGCAAAAGAGAGGAAUUAGCAAAAAAAGAAGAAGAAGAGAGAAACAAAGAGAUGAAGAAGAAAAAAAACGAGAGGCUCAACGUAAACAAAUUGAAGAAGUAGAAGAAGCAAAGCGAAAACGAGAACUUGCCGAGCAGGAGGCGAAGAAGAGAGCGUCCGGUAUAGAAAAUGGGGAACAUGAUGAUGAGAAAGAAGAGGACUUUAAAAAAGCAGAGGGGAAUGUUCAUCACGAUAGCAAGAACGAAGGAUAUCUUAUACGUAAACAUACAAUGGAUGGACCUCAUAAGAAAGCAUCAAAUAGACGCUGGAAACAGUUCUAUGUUGUUCUUAAAGACGUCACACUUCAUUUUUUGAAGAUCAAACAGACGCUAAGCAAUUACACGAAGCCUUACAUCAACUGUCCACACAAAACUCGAGUACCGAGGUCGCAGAUGAUUAUCACAAACGCAAACACGUCUUACGAUUGAUAUUAGAGAAUGGGAACGAAUAUCUAUUUCAAGCGAAAGAUGCGAACGACAUGGCACAAUGGAUUCAGCAUCUUCGCGAAGGUUCAAGCAGCGACGGUCAAGGAAUGCCAAAGAAAGAGAAAAGACGAAGUUUGUUCAAACGAAAAAGUAAUAGGAAAAAAUGACCAGCAAUGUGUUUCAAAUUAAUCAAGUUUGGGUUUGUGAAUACCUAGUUUAUUAUACGAGCCGAGCGUAACUAUUGUAUAAAUAUUUAGCGAACGUGAAGGACCAUAUAUCCUUAUGAGAGUUUUAGCCAUUUUAGCCAUUCAAAUAGGUAGUAAAGUACACAGUAUGUUACAAUUGGUAAAUGCAUUAUAAACUAUUUGAACAUUAAAACUUUAAUUGUUA
Molecule: messenger RNA, 7511 nt
Organism: Xenia sp. Carnegie-2017
Lineage: Eukaryota; Metazoa; Cnidaria; Anthozoa; Malacalcyonacea; Xeniidae
Product: spectrin beta chain, non-erythrocytic 1-like
Biological process (GO): actin cytoskeleton organization
Cellular component (GO): cell projection; cortical actin cytoskeleton; cell junction
Molecular function (GO): actin filament binding
Source: RefSeq, a predicted model, not a curated record